Molecule: messenger RNA, 3705 nt
Organism: Bradysia coprophila
Lineage: Eukaryota; Metazoa; Arthropoda; Insecta; Diptera; Sciaridae
Molecular function (GO): zinc ion binding
Source: RefSeq, a predicted model, not a curated record
GGUUGUUUCGAAGGUGAUACAGAUACAAGUGAAUAACCGCAAAAAGUGUCGUUGAAAGUGUCUCAAGGAACUAGAUUUUUGUGUAACGUUGUUUCUGUUUCUAUAAAUAUCCCCUCAGACAACUAAAAGGACACAGGACUCCGGCUACACAGCUGAACUGAAAUGGAACAUCCGGGCGUUUACUGUAAAAAGUGCAACAAAACCAUUAAGGGACGGCGAUACAAGUGCAUCGAAUGUGAUGAUUUCGAUCUGUGUCAAUCAUGCGAAUUGGAUUAUCAUUCAGGGCAUAUCCUAAUACGCUUCACACACCCAAUUACACAAACUGAGAACGUAUUCUUGAGCCAUAUUUUAAACCAAAAGCCAAUAAGUAAACCGUUUGUAAUUCAAGGGCUCCACGAUGAAGAACAAUGUAACGGCUGUAAGUGUAGUCCUGUUGACGGUUUUCUUUAUAAAUGCUGUGACUGUACAUUUAACGCUUGUCGUCGAUGUGAGAGGAAUAACCAUAAGUGCGUUACCGGUAGCAAUCAUUUGCUUUUUCGAUUCGCCGAUCCAUUGAGCAUGAACAGAGUAAACCACGAGUUUUGGAUAGACAUUUUACAUAUUAGAAGGAAUAAGCGAAAUCAAGUCGUCCCUGCAAAACCGCCACCAAUAAUUCAGGUUAUUCAUGAAGGUAUUAAAUGUAAUGCUUGUCACUGCGAUCUGAUUGGACGUCGUUACAAAUGCAUUGAUUGCCGAGAGUAUGAUCUGUGCUCAUCCUGUGAGCCUAAUAACAUUCACUUAGGACAUUUACUCGUUCGUGUCGGCGAUACGCAACUUAGGUCAAAGCAAAAACAGAUUUUUGACGAAACUGUCCGAUUAAGGAUGUCGACUAAUCAACAAAGUUACAGAGCGAGAAGUGCCUACUGCGAUAGUUGGAAUAGGAAAGUGGCUUGUGAAAUUUGUGAAGAAUCAAUACGAGGCUACCAUUACGAAUGCCUGGAAUGUGAGAUUGAUUUGUGUUUGAGUUGUCAAUUAAAAGGAUGGCAUUCGAAUCACUUGAUGGUCCGAUUUACUCAGCAUAUGAACCGAAAUCCCGUGAACCAGAAAUUUUAUGAAGCUGUAAAAGAACUGAUGGCUUGUCCUCAACCGCCAGUAUUUAACAAAACAAUAACCGACCCAAAUGACUGUCUAAUAUCAGAGGACGAAGCUACAAGAAAAUUUACAGCGAGCUCCCAAACGCCAGCGAAUCACAAACUUUACGAUGGAAUAUCGGAGGCCGGCAAGCCAAAUGGAUCACUAAAAUCAUACGCCCAGAUACUCCACGAAGCUACAAUGGAAUUUACAGCUAGCUCUCCAAUGUCAGCGAAAAAGAUACUUUACGAAUCAACCACAAGUCUUAACAUGUCAACUGGUUCUCCAAUGUCAGCGAACCAGGCACUUGACGAAGCAAUAACGGAUCCCAAAAUGUCAACUGGCACUCAAGUGUUCACGGACCAAAUCUUUUCCGAAUCUUCAGCAUCGAACCUAUGUUCUUGGUACGAACCAAUAACGGGACCCAAAAUGUCAACUGGCUCUCCAGUGUUUACGGACAAAAUCUUUUCCGAAUCUUUAACUGAUCUAAGGACUUGUUCGGAAGUGUCAUUAAACCAGGCACUUAACAAAGCAAUAACAGAACCCAAAAUGUCAACUGACUCUCCAGUGUUUACCGACCAAAUCUCAUCGAACCGAAGUUUAUGGUACGAAGCAUUAAUGGCACACAAAAUGUCAACUGGCCCUCCAGUGUUUACGGACAAAAUCUUUUCCGAAUCUUUAACUGAUCUAAGGACUUGUUCGGAAGUGUCAUUGAACCAGGCACUUAACGAAACAAUAACGGAACCCAAAAUGUCAACUGGCUCUCCAGUGUUCACGGACCAAAUCUUUUCCGGAUCUUCAGCAUCGAGGUACGAACCAAUAACGGGACCCAAAAUGUCAACUGGCUCUCCAGUGUUUACGGACAAAAUAUUUUCCGAAUCUUUAACAGAUCUAAGGAUUUGUUCGGAAGUGUCAUUGAACCAGGCACUUAACAAAGCAAUAACGGAACCCAAAAUGUCAACUGACUCUCCAGUGUUUACGGACCAAAUCUCAUCGAACCAAAGUUUCUGGUACGAAGCAUUAAUGGCACACAAAAUGUCAACUGGCCCUCCAGUGUUUACGGACAAACUCUUCUCCGAAUCUUUAACUGAUCUAAGGACUUGUUCGGAAGUGUCAUUGAACCAGGCACUUAACGAAGCAAUAACGGAACCCAAAAUGUCAACUGGCUCUCCAGUGUUUACGGACCAAAUCUCAUCGAACCAAAGUUUCUGGUACGAAGCAUUAAUGGCACACAAAAUGUCAACUGGCCCUCCAGUGUCUACGGACAAAAUCUUCUCCGAAUCUUUAACUGAUCUAAGGACAUGUUCGGAAGUGUCAUUGAACCAGUCACUUAACAAAGCAAUAACGAAACCCCAAAUGUCAACUUGCUCUCCAGUGUUUACGGACCAAAUCUCAUCGCACCAAAGUUUCUGGGACGAAGCAUUAAUGGCACACAAAAUGUCAACUGGCCCUCCAGUGUUUACGGACAAAAUCUUCUCCGAAUCUUUAACAGAUCUAAGGACUUGUUCGGAAGUGUCAUUGAACCAGGCACUUAACAAAGCAAUAACGGAACCCCAAAUGUCAACUGGCUAUCCAGUGUUUACGGACCAAAUCUCAUCGAACCAAAGUUUCUGGGACGAAGCAUUAAUGGCACACAAAAUGUCAACUGGCCCUCCAGUGUUUACGGACAAAAUCUUUUCCGAAUCUUUAACAGAUCUAAGGACUUGUUAUAAAGAGUCAUCGAAACAGGCACUUAACGAAGCAAUAACGGAACCCAAAAUGUCAACUGGCUCUCCAGUGUUUACGGACAAAAUCUUUUCCGAAUCUUUAACAGAUCUAAGGACUUGUUCUAAGUGGUCAUCGCAAAGGUCAUCGAACCAGACACUUGGAAAAUCAAUAACGGAGCACAGCAUGUCAACUUCCCUUACAAAGUUAGCAAAUCUCACACUUGCCGAAUCUACAACAGAUCUUACGACUGACGCUCCAGUGCCAGCGAACCACAUCAUUUCUGAAGAAACUGGAUCCGACAAAACACGAAGCCCUCCAACCUCGCCGAACCAGACACUUAACGAAGCAGAAACGGAACUCAAGGUGUCAAGUUGUCAGCAAAUGUCGCGAACAUCGAGUCGAACGAAUUUGAUGGGUAAAAAAAGAGGUAAGGCCAAGAGUAAAAAACAAUUCACAUCCUUCGUUGGUGUCAUCAACAACAAUGAUCGAAUCGCCCAAGAACGAACAGUUCCGAAAUGCGUGUUAUGCCAGGAGAAGCCCUGCGAUAUAAUUUUGCUAAAUUGUGGUCAUCUUUGCAUUUGCACCGACUGCAUUGAUAAUUACAAGAAAAUGUCACGCCAAUGUCCUGUGUGUAAAUUUCCGAUAAGAUCUACACAUCGAGCUUAUUUUUGAAGGAAAAUAUUUUGUUCGGAAUUUUUUUUUGUUAAGAUAAAAACCGAUAUUUCUAUCCGUUACGAUGAGACGAUUUUGUAAUGUUUGGGAUAUUCGAAUUUUAAAUGAAACUUUGUAUCGAUAGAAAUAUGAUUUAUUUUUUGUAUAGAAUUUUAUUUACAAAAUCAUUGUGUACUAUAUGUGAUCCUUUGAAUAAAUGGACAAUCAAUCUAUCAA